UCCUCCUACUCCUUCUCCACCUGACGACCCCACUCCCUGCACGAUUUCCACGUGGAAGGCGGCCCGGUCGACGAUUCUCGAGCGUCAAUGGUGCACGAGAGUCUCGUUCGCGCGAACGACAACGCUAACACGCAGUGCUAGUAACUCUGUGAGUCGCGGACAUCCUUACAGCUUGCACGCCGAUCGUCAUGUUCGCCAACUGGAAGUCCUGUUGUAUCUACGUGCCGCAACGAUGGAUCUUCGCGUUGAUGGGUUUCCUCGCACUUUUGAAUGCCUACGCGAUGCGCGUCUGUCUGUCCAUCGCCAUUACGGAAAUGGUAAUGCAGCCGAAUAGUUCAACCAUCGCCGACGGAAGCUGCCCGUCAAAUAUCCACAUAUCCGGGAAUUCCACCGCCGACAAUACCAACAAGGGCAUCUACAACUGGAACGAGGAGGAGCAGGGAAUAAUCCUUUCGUCGUUCUACUGGGGCUACGUGCUGACACAUCUUCCCGGUGGAAUGCUCGCCGAGCGCUUCGGCGGCAAAUACUCCCUGGGCCUGGGUAUUCUCUCAACGGCCUUCUUCACGCUACUGACACCGAUCGCGGUCGAGGCUGGGGGCAGUGUCGCUCUCAUCGUCCUCAGGGUGCUCAUGGGCCUCGGCGAGGGCACGACGUUCCCGGCGCUGAACGCGAUGCUCGCCCAGUGGACGCCACCAGAAGAGCGCUCCAAAAUAGGCUCUCUCGUCUUUGCCGGGGCGCAACUUGGUACGGUGUUCGCGACGACGCUAUCCGGUCAGAUCUUACAUCACUCUAGCGUCGGUUGGCCUGCGGUAUUCUACGUGUUCGGGACGUUCGGCGUCGCCUGGUUCCUCCUCUGGAUCUUCCUGUGCUACAACAAUCCACGAGAACAUCCCUUUAUCUCGGAAGAGGAGGCUAAAUACCUGGAUGAGCGCAUGAGUGCGCACACGCACAAGCAACCGCCACCGGUGCCAUGGCGUCAUAUUUUACGCUCGGCACCUCUUUGGGCCCUUAUCGCCGCCCAAAUAGGCCACGACUGGGGCUUCUUUACCAUGGUCACCGACCUUCCCAAAUACAUGAGCAGCGUCCUAAAGUUCUCCAUUCAGGACAAUGGCUACUAUUCUUCUCUGCCCUACCUCUGUAUGUGGUUUUGUAGUGUGCUUACUUCCUGGGGCGCGGACUGGCUCAUCAUACGGGGUCAUCUGUCAACGACUAAUGUCAGGAAGCUCGGCACCACCAUCGCUUCUGUUGGUCCAGGAUUGUUCAUCAUCGCAGCCUCUUACGCUGGAUGUGAUCAGAUGUCCGUCGUAAUCCUCUUCACCAUCGGCAUGACGCUCAUGGGAACUUUCUAUCCAGGCAUGAAGGUGAACGUUCUCGACCUGAGCCCCAACUACUCGGGCACACUGAUGGCAAUGACAAACGGCAUUGCCGCUUUUACUGGCAUCAUUACGCCUUACAUCGUCGGCAUCCUGACACCAAACCAAACAGUAAACGAGUGGCGUCUCGUAUUCUGGAUCGUUCUCGCCAUUUUUUUUAUCACCAACGGAAUCUUCGCGCUCUACGCUAGUGGCGAGCCCCAGCCGUGGAACGAUCCGGAGUUCCUGCGCGACGAAGCUCUGUCUCAGCAAAAGCCCAAAGGCUCGACCAAAGUUCACGAAAAAAAGCUCGACAGGGCGUAAGGAUCUUGGGAUCGUAAUGCCUUGGUAAUUGCAAUUCUUUUCUCCGUCGCGCCGAUCGAUUUUGCAAGGAACACAAUGUCGAUGCUUUGGAAGCUCCACUUUGUCCAAGAGGUGAAUCGAAGCUCUUCCCAUUGCUGCGCAAUUGUCACGCAAUGACCGGUCAAAUACAUAUUUUAAAAGGCAUCGAGCGUGAAGUCAGCCGGUCCACUAAGAUCGAUCAAGAUUUUAAUAAAAAGACAAGCCUUACGAUUAAAUAACAUAUCGCGAACUCAAAUCAUCUAACAUCGAGACAAUGGAAAUAUAGCAUUUUCACAUUCUUGCACUGUGUGUCCUUACGAGUAAUUUAUGGUUAAUUAGUUUUUGGUUAUUGCCGAUGCCUCGCGUAUAUCUUCACUCCGACAAAAGAGAAGAAAAAACAAAGAUUGUCACCUUUACCAGGCAGUAUUAAAAUGUAAGUAAACGCUGAUUUACGGUUCACAAUGCUUGUUAUUUUGAACUAGGAAGCUACAGUAUUUCUUCGUUUCUCACAUACAUAAUUGCGAGAAUUGUAUUAUGUUGAACUAAUCGACCGUGAAUUUUUUUAAUAUGUCUUCGAGAAACCACACGAUAAUUCACAUUUUAUUUGCCUUUUUGAAAGUAUUUUACAUUGGCAAAUGAAGAAUUAGCGCUAACGAUAUGUUGAAUAAACGCUUUUACUGGGCUAACACUGAAAUAAAUUGUUAAACGAAUAAAAGUGACCCUUGGUGGUGAGUCGAUCAACGAAUUGAGGUGAGGACUUUAUGUCGGUACGAGGCCAUCGCGCAAUAUUGUAUAAAAUGUGCCUGUAAAUGCAAUUUCAGUGAUUCGAGUUUUCCUCAUCUGGAAUACUCAAGCCUUUGUAGUUAACGUUAGUUAUGAUUAAGAUUAGUCAUUGAGUGAUAAAUUAUUGAAAAACAUUCCAAGUGAAAUUAGAUUAUAUAUUGUGCUAAUAUGAAACGCUUGUAUGAUUUAAGAAAUGUUAUUUACAAUUAUGAAUUACGUUAAUAUACGAAUGAUUUUUAUAGAGACAGCGUAACACCGCAAAGUUGAGAAAAUCGUUGUUCGAUCUUUUUAUUUUCUUUUUUUUUCAGCGAUUGAUUGUCAAUCGCGACCACGAACG
Molecule: messenger RNA, 2814 nt
Organism: Ceratosolen solmsi marchali
Lineage: Eukaryota; Metazoa; Arthropoda; Insecta; Hymenoptera; Agaonidae
Product: sialin
Exons: 5
Coding region: 189-1676 (495 amino acids)
Biological process (GO): transmembrane transport; monoatomic anion transport
Cellular component (GO): membrane
Molecular function (GO): transmembrane transporter activity
Source: RefSeq, a predicted model, not a curated record